Acanthamoeba castellanii str. Neff is the source of this 405-nucleotide messenger RNA. RefSeq lists its product as uncharacterized. Lineage: Eukaryota; Discosea; Longamoebia; Acanthamoebidae. The transcript has a single exon. Gene Ontology annotation, biological process: amino acid transport. The annotation marks the transcript as partial. The record is from RefSeq and is a predicted model, not a curated record. Gene Ontology annotation, molecular function: amino acid transmembrane transporter activity.
ACCACCAACCUGCCCACCACCUUCAGCUGCCCGCUGGUGCCGCUCAUCCCGUCGGUCGGCGUGCUGGUCAACAUCUACCUCAUCACCUCGCUGCCCAUCGAGGCCUUCUACCGGGUGCUCGUCUGGACCGCCAUCGGCCUCGCCAUCUACUUUGGCUACGGCAUCCGCAACUCGGCGCUCCGCUUCCAGCUGGCGGCCGCCAGCGCCGGCUUCAGCGAGCCGGACCACCAGGUCGUCGUGCCGGGCCACGUCGUCGGCGACAUCAAGACCAAGCGCUUCGAUGACGAUGACGGCGCCGUGUCGUCGACCACCACCGAGUACCGGUUCGGUACGGAGGGCUACUCGAUCAACAGCGAUGGCACCACCGCGUCGGCACUCAUUGACGAUCACAGCAAGUUCAACUGA